AAAAAAGAGAAUAGAAGAAAGUACAUAGUAAAAGAAGAAAUAAAUUUCUCUAAUAACUUCCCCCCUUUUAUCUCUCUAUAUGAGAUUUACAAAAAUUCUCUUAUUAUUUUGUAAUCUUGCUUCUCUACGUUCUUCUUCAUCUUCGUUCUCCUAAAACAUCAAAAAUGUCAGAUCAAGUUGCAGAAUCAGUCCCAGGCCGUCUCCGAACCCGUUUACCCGACAAUAUGGUACGUCAAAUCCUAAUCCGUUUACCCGCAAAAUCAAUCUUUCGUUUCAAAACUGUCUCGAAACCCUGGAAUUCAAUCAUCUCAGACCCAUCUUUCUAUUCUUCCUACAUUUCAAGCAAUCCUUCCUCAUCGUGGUUCAUUGUCGAACAAAUGCAACCCGCAUAUCCCCGUUUUAUGAAUUUUCCACCCGAAUUAAACUUCCAAGAACUGGAAUUGAAGAUUAUUUAUAAACCAUUUGAUAAACAAAUUUACCCAAAAUUGUUAGCCUCUAGUAAUGGCUUAUUACUCAUUGCCAUCACCUGGAAUAUAAAACAAUCUAAUCCGAAUUUUUUUUUGAUUAAUCUUAUAACUAAUGAGACGAUCCAACUUACAGAACCUCCACAUAAUCAUAUUGGUCGGACGGGUCUUGGAUUAAUCACCCAGAUCAACAAAAACAAUGGGGUUUUAGAAAAAUUCAGGGUUGUAGAUUAUCAACCAAGAAUCGAGACUCAAUUUGCUUCUUUAAUCUGUUUUUCAUCGGAAACCACAAAUUGGGAGGCGAAAUCUGCCAAAUGUAUAAAUCAGAAUUGGAUGAUUAUUGGAGGUGUAGGAGUAUUUGAGUUUAAUGGGAAAUUAGUUUGGUUUGAUUUAAGAGUUGGGUUGAUGAUUUGGGAUGAUCCUUUUACAGAAGAAGAUGAAGUAGUAUGCCGGUUUAUAGAUCUUCCAUUGACUGAAUUUGUUGAAGGUAGUGAGCGGAUUAUCGAUGGCGGCGGUGGUUAUAUUCAAUUUGGUGAAAUUAGUAAGAAAGAAAGUCUUGGUGAGUUUAAUAUGUGGAGAUUGAAUGAAAAUGAAAAAUGGAUUAAAAUAUUAACGUGUAUGGUGCGUUUUCCUUGUAGUUUCCCAAAACCUAUUUUAAUCCACCCUUGUAAUGCUGAUUUUGUCUUCAUUAAUUUGGGAGACUGUAUUUUUCAUCUGGACGUAAAAACUCCAUAUGUGGAUGAUAUUACUUCUAGAAUCGAUAAUAUCCUUACUAAUGAAGAGAAAAUCCUUCCGGUUCAGCUCCCGAGUUGGCCAAUUUCGUUUCCUCCAUGUUUCUAUGCCAGUUUGCUGAAUAAACAUGGUCAUGAUAGUUUGAUGAAACGUAAAUUUGAUAUAGCCUUAGAUUUCUACACGAAUUGCAUUGACUUACAAUACGCCGCAACUUGUAAUUGUGAGGGGCUACUUCACGAAUUUAUUAAAGCAUAUCAGGCCCGAGCAUCUGCCAAAAAACAACUGUGUAAUAAUGAAGGUUAUCUUGAAGAUUUGAGUAGUUCCUUGAAUUUGUUGAAGCUUAGCUGCCGAAACUUAAUAAAAGAACUAGUAAGGCAACACAACAACAGGACAAGUGCUCGUUGAAGCAGAUUAGUCAAGGAUAUUCCAUUUAAAGCCCAUUUCCUAUUUUGUAUGGCCCGGCCCGGCCCAAUUCUACUAGCACUUGAUCCGGCCCUUAUCCGGCCAUUGCACAUGCCUAGUCAAGGGUAUUCCAUUAGCGCUUUCAGAUUUGAUGUGCAACUUUAAUCGAUAUACAUAUAUAGAGAGUAAUUUUUUAUUUUUUUUUGAAAGGAAGGAAGAAAAAUAAAAAGUAAUUGUUAAAAUGUAGAAACAAAAUG
This is a messenger RNA of Amaranthus tricolor (Joseph's coat), 1855 nucleotides long. RefSeq names its product F-box protein At3g26010-like. NCBI's taxonomy places the organism in Eukaryota, Viridiplantae, Streptophyta, Magnoliopsida, Caryophyllales, Amaranthaceae. The coding region runs from base 165 to 1601 and encodes 478 amino acids. The record is from RefSeq and is a predicted model, not a curated record. Gene Ontology annotation, molecular function: protein binding. The transcript has 2 exons.